Molecule: messenger RNA, 3033 nt
Organism: Penicillium argentinense
Lineage: Eukaryota; Fungi; Ascomycota; Eurotiomycetes; Eurotiales; Aspergillaceae
Product: glycoside hydrolase family 35 protein
Exons: 7
Coding region: 1-3033 (1010 amino acids)
Biological process (GO): carbohydrate metabolic process
Cellular component (GO): vacuole
Molecular function (GO): beta-galactosidase activity
Source: RefSeq, a predicted model, not a curated record
AUGAAGCUCUCAUCUACUUGGGCCGUGGCUGCACUGGCUGCUCAGGCUGCUGGUGCUUUGAGGCACAAGGUGGAUGGUCUUACCAUCACUGAGCACCCGGACCCUGUGAAGCGGGCUCUUUUGCAGAAACAUGUGACAUGGGAUGAGCACUCGCUCUUCAUCAAUGGCGAGAGACUGAUGGUUUUCAGCGGUGAAUUCCAUCCCUUCCGACUUCCUGUUCCGUCUCUAUGGCUCGAUAUUCUCCAGAAGAUCAAGGCUAUGGGCUUCAAUGGUGUUUCGUUCUACAUUGAUUGGGCUCUCCUGGAGGGCAAGCCUGGCGAGUACCGCGCCGAUGGGAUUUUCGCCCUUGAGCCAUUCUUUGAGGCUGCCAAGGAGGCUGGAAUCUAUCUGCUGGCUCGUCCUGGUCCUUACAUUAAUGCGGAGGUUUCUGGUGGUGGUUUCCCCGGCUGGCUGCAGCGCGUCAAUGGCACCCUGCGCACCAGCGACGAAGCCUACCUGAAGUCCACUGAUAACUAUAUUUCCAAUGUCGCCGCUACCAUUGCCAAGGCACAGAUCACGGAAGGUGGACCCGUCAUUCUUUACCAGCCGGAAAACGAGUACUCUGGUGCUUGCUGCGGAGUGGACAACUUCCCCGAUGGUCCCUACAUGCAGUAUGUCGAGGACCAGGCCCGUAAUGCGGGAAUCGUGGUGCCUUUGAUGAGCAACGAUGCCUAUGCUGGCGGUCACAACGCACCUGGAACGGGUGAAGGCGAGGUGGACAUCUAUGGCCACGACGGCUAUCCUCUGGGUUUUGAUUGUGCUAAUCCCACCGUCUGGCCAAGUGGAAAUCUGCCUACCAACUUCCGCACUGAACAUCUGCUCCAGAGCCCGUCGACCCCAUAUUCGCUGGUUGAGUUCCAAGGUGGUGCCUUUGACCCAUGGGGAGGUAACGGUUUUGAUGCCUGUGCUGAUCUUCUGAACCACGAAUUUGAGAGAGUGUUCUACAAGAACGACUUCAGUUUCGGUGUUGCAUUCUUCAAUCUUUACAUGAUCUUUGGCGGUACCAACUGGGGUAACCUGGGCCAUCCCGGUGGAUACACCUCCUACGACUACGGGUCCCCCAUCUCCGAGACUCGGAAUGUGACCCGAGAGAAAUAUAGCGAACUGAAGCUUCUCGGUAACUUUGCCAAGGUUUCUCCGUCGUACUUGGUGGCCACCCCUGGAAAUGCGACCACUAAGACCUAUACCAACACAGCUGAUCUGACCGUCACUCCCUUGCUUGGCAGCAACAGCACUGCUUCAUCUUUCUUUGUGGUCCGACACACUGACUACUCAUCCCGAGACUCAGUUGACUACAAGCUUAGACUCCCCACCAGUGCCGGUCGUCUGACGAUUCCUCAGCUCGGUGGCAGCCUGACUCUUAGUGGCCGUGACUCGAAGAUCCAUGUCAGUGACUACAACGUCGCUGGUACUAACAUUUUGUAUUCCACGGCUGAAGUUUUCACUUGGAAGAAGUUUGGCAACGAAAAGGUCCUUGUUCUCUAUGGCGGUCCCAAGGAGCACCACGAGCUUGCAGUCUCUGGUGAGACUGACGCUUCGGUUGUUGAAGGUUCCUCAUCUGGAGUUACCAUCAAGAAGAAGAACAACUCUGUGGUCAUUGGAUGGGAUGUAUCAUCCACUCGCCGUAUCAUCAAGGUUGGCGACCUAAAGGUCCUACUUCUUGACCGAAACUCUGCCUAUAACUACUGGGUGCCCCAGGUCCCAUCGUCGGGCAAGGCUCAGGAAUACAGCACUGAGGAGAGCGUAGCUUCGUCCAUCAUUGUCAAGGCAGGCUACCUCGUCCGCACAGCAUACGUUGAAGGCAGCGACCUCCAUAUCUCAGCCGAUUUCAAUGCGACCACUCCGAUUGAGGUUAUUGGUGCUCCUGCGAAGGCCAAGAACCUGGUGAUCAACGGCAAGAAGUCGCAGAUAAAGGUUGACAAGAACGGCAUCUGGUCCACCAGCGUCGAAUAUUCGGCUCCCAAGAUCAAUCUGCCGAGCCUGAAGGGCUUGAAGUGGAAGUCUAUUGAUACUCUGCCCGAAAUCAAGAACUCGUAUGACGACUCUGCCUGGACUUUGGCCGACCAUGACUACACCAACAACAGCGCCAAUCCUCUCAAGACUCCUACCUCGCUAUACUCUUCUGAUUAUGGCUUCCACACUGGUGCUCUGAUCUACCGUGGUUACUUCGUCGCAAACGGCGACGAGAAGAAUUUCUUCGCUCACACCCAGGGCAGCUCGGCAUUCGGCAGCUCCGUGUGGAUCAACGAGACCUACGUCGGUUCUUGGGUUGGAAUCGACGCAGACCGAGACUCCAACGCAACUUACACCUUGCCUUCUCUUAAGUCGGGCAAGACAUAUGUCAUCACCGUGGUCGUCGACAACAUGGGUCUGGACGAGAACUGGAUCGUCGGCCAGGAGGAAAUGAAGAACCCUCGAGGGAUUCUCGAAUACAGCCUUUCCGGCCACGAAGCCUCCGACGUGACCUGGAAGCUGACCGGCAACCUGGGCGGCGAAGACUACCAGGAUAUCAUUCGCGGUCCGCUGAACGAAGGUGGACUCUACGCCGAGCGCCAGGGCUUCCACCAGCCGCAGCCUCCAACUAAGAACUGGGACUCUAGCAGCCCAUUCACAGGUCUGUCAAAGCCUGGUAUUCGCUUCUACAGUACCAGCUUCGAUCUAGAUCUGCCAAAGGGCUGGGACGUCCCGCUGUACUUCAACUUUGGUAACACCACUGCACCCCCUACUGCUUACCGCGCCCAGCUUUGGGUCAAUGGCUACCACUAUGGAAAGUAUGUCAACAACAUCGGACCCCAGACGAGCUUCCCUGUCCCUGAGGGUAUCCUGAACUACCGUGGUACCAACUGGCUUGCAUUGAGUCUGUGGGCCCAGGAGGAAGCUGGUGCGAAGCUUGACUCGCUGGAGUUGAUCCACACUACCCCGGUUCUCACUUCGUUCGGUGAAGUCAAGGCUGUUGAUCAGCCCAAGUACAAGCAACGCAAGGGGGCCUACUAA